Papaver somniferum (opium poppy) is the source of this 1041-nucleotide messenger RNA. RefSeq lists its product as uncharacterized. The record is from RefSeq and is a predicted model, not a curated record. Lineage: Eukaryota; Viridiplantae; Streptophyta; Magnoliopsida; Ranunculales; Papaveraceae. The transcript has 2 exons. The coding region runs from base 1 to 1041 and encodes 346 amino acids.
AUGAUUAAAAUUGAAUCUGGAAAAAAGUUCAUUGAUCAAUUUGGUGCUGACAAUGUUGCUUCUUCUUUAGCUUUGGAGUUGGGUUGCAAGGUUGAGAAAUUACCAAUUAAGUAUUUAGGGCUGCCUAUAGGAGCUACUUCUAGAUGUGCUUCUGUGUGGGAUGAAGUUAUACAAAGAAUGGAGAGUAAACUUGCUGCUUGGAAAAAGAAAUUUUUAAAUAAGGCAGGUAGAUUGGUGUUGAUUAAGAGCUGUCUUGCAAGUUUGCCUGUGUACUUUCUGUCUUUGAUUCAUAUGCCAGUGGAGGAUAAUGUUUCUUUUAAAUUGAACAAUGGAAAAUAUAUUAGGUUUUGGUUGGAUGAAUGGUCUAGUCUGGGAAAGCUUAAGGAGAGAUUUGCAGUCAUUUACAAAGCAUGUAGAAAUAAGACUGCUUCAGUUGCAGAGAUGGUUGUGGAUGGAAGCCUAGUUUGUGAUACCAGGAGAAGGCUAACAGCUGCAGAGCAGCUAGAAUGGGAUAUGUUGUGUAAUGCUUUGGGACCAGUUCACAGUUUAAAUGAAGAGGAGGAUGAGGUUGAUAUUUUGGGAGCGUUUUCAGUUAAGAAGUGUUAUGAGGCUCAAGUGCAAGAGGUGGAGGAAGACUGUAAUUUUCAUAAGUAUUUGUGGAGAAAGAACAUUCCUUCUAAGGUUAGUUUCAUGUUGUGGGAUAAUUUCCACGGUUCUCUACCUACAAGGAGUAUGUUACAACAUAGAAGAGUGGAGAUUGAGGAUGUGCAAUGUUUGUUUUGCAAGGAGCAUGAAGAGACUGCUGAUCAUAUGUUUAUUCAUUGUCAGUAUGCUUUUGAAGUUUGGUCCUAUUUCACUAAAGAUUUUAAAAUUUCAUGGAUUUUUCCUUCGACUGUGGAGAGGUUGUUUGAGAUGUGGAGUUUUAAUGUCUUAAAUGGCAGAUGUAAAGAGGUUUGGUGGAAAAUGAUUUAUGCAGUACUGUGGCACUUGUGGAAGGAAAGAAAUAGUAGAGCUUUUGGAGGGAGAGAAAUGGAUGUUUAA